AGGGGGAAUAAGAAGGAGAAAACCUGAGAAGGCAAAACCCAGGAGACCAAGAUUCAUUUUUAUUUUAUUUUUUCGCAGAUGACUUCCAACUGCUGAAGAAUGAUUACUUAGCACCUUAUAACCAACAGUGUUGUUUGGAGUAGGGAACCACGCUAUAAUUGUCACAAGUGCUACCCAAAUACCUGCAAGGUGGAAGAGAAGAGAAGGGAAGGGAAGAAACGGAAAGGGAAGGGAAGGUAGGGAAGAAAGGGGUGAGGUGGAUGUAGAGGAGGCGGCGACGGGGGGAGGAGUGAGGCUCUUCUUCCUCUAAGAGCAUUAACUGUCGAGUGUUCUGGCGGUGACAGGACUGUCAGGGUCAGAUGGCUGCUCAGCCUGAUUACACCGGCUCACCAUAUAUCCUCGUCUACGAUACGACAUACUGCCAAGCUAGCACGUUCUAGUUGUGCGGCGCAUUUCGGUUCUUUUCUCGGGGAGGCAGAGGCAGCUCGGCGUCAUCCAGGAAGGAGCUACAGGUGGUUGCACAAAAGCGUCAAGACUACAGUUUUCUGCUGUACGUCGUAGAGAGAACCGCGCGUGUUACGUCUCUCUCUCGAGAGAUGACUUAAAGCGAAGCACUGGUUGAUGGCGUUUGUGCGACAAAGUGGUGACUACUGCCACGCCCAACACAUGUAGACCCAACCAAUGAUGUACUUGUACCAUGCAGUUGUGGUACCCUGAAGUCUGAAACAAAACAAAUUGUGCCUGGCCAAACAAGCCAUCUGAUGGGGUAACAAGUGGGGCCUCCAAAUUUAAGUGGAGAAGGACUGGAAGACCUUCACUUGCAGAGCAUAAAGGACUGGAAAGAACUGAUAUCAGUUUUGUGAUAUUAAAACACGGAGCUGACACAUUGUUGCCUCCUGGGCUACGCAAAACCGAUGGGGUAAAAUAUUUUCCUCCAUUUUGAAAUCAUCUUUUUUAAAUUUCAACAUUUACAUCCACCCAACGAUUCAGGCAUCCAUUGAAGUCUCAGCAGCUAUACAGCUGGAAAUAAAGGUUAGAACUCUUCCCUGGACAAUUGUGGGCCAAAAGUCAAACAGGUCAUCAUGAACCGUCCAGCUCCUGUGGAACUGUGCCACAACCACAUGCGAUUUCUUAUUACACAUAACCCAACAGACAGCACCCUGGGCUCCUUCACGGCGGACCUGAAGCGAUUCGGAGUCACAACAGUGGUUCGAGUCUGUGACAUAACAUAUGACAAAACGCCACUGGAGAAAGAAGGCAUUACUGUGGUGGACUGGCCAUUUGAUGAUGGUGCCCCACCCCCCAGUACACUAGUUGAUGAUUGGGUGAGUUUACUGAAGAAGAAGUUUCAGGAGGAACCUGGAUGCUGUGUGGCUGUUCACUGUGUGGCAGGCCUCGGAAGGGCUCCAGUGCUAGUUGCACUGGCUUUGAUAGAGAGUGGAAUGAAGUAUGAAGAUGCUAUUCAACUGAUCCGACAAAAUCGGCGUGGAGCCAUCAACAGUAAACAACUAACUUACCUGGAGAAGUAUCGAUCCAAGCAACGACUCCGCUUUAAAGACUCUCACACCAACAAGAACAAGAAGUGUUGCACUAUGUGAAGACACACAAACACAAAGUCAGUCACGCGUUGGGGCAAAAGAAGAUUGCUAUACCCUAUAGAGGCCUUGCCUAGGAAGUAAUGCUUUUUGUUACCCCCCUUUCACUGUAAUCCACCGUUUUCCCGGUUUGCAAUAACGUUGGGUCUUUAAAAAGAGUAUUACAUUUUUGAUGUUUGCUUCAGUAGCUCGAGCAGCGAUGAGGGAAUGGAAAAAGUGGGCAAUUCUGAUUGUUGAGGCUUGGUGAGGUUGCUUGGUAACAGAUAAGACAGUUAAUUGAGGAAAGGGCAGGUUAAUCUUGCAGCUUGUGAUUCCAAAUUUAUUGGGACAUUUAGGUUGUAGUUGUUGUACAAAUAUUCCGUAUAAUUUAUUGACAUCUAAUUUUUUAUUCUUAGAUGCCCCAAAGUUGUCUAACUUGAAACAAUUCGGAGAAAAAAAGAAGACCGGAAAGGCUCAUCUUGUCCGAGAUGUUUUUCACAUGAAAAUCUUAAUGCUGUAAGCAUGUUGGUGCGCAUCAAGCCUUCUCUCUGGUUUUCACAGCCUAUGUUUGAGUGUUUACAUUUCAGAGUGUGCAUUUUUUUAUCCAUCUGCAACUGGUUGGUUUUAUAGAGGUUUUGGAAUGAACAAUAUGUCACCAAUAACCGUACAUGUACACAUGUGUUAAUGACAGAAAAAAUAGAAUACAAGAGAAAACAAUAACAGUAAUAAUAAAUGAAAAUUAACCAGUGAAAGUCAGACAAAUCUUUUGACAGAGGUGGCCAUUUUACAAAAUUUUGCCAGUGCGUCUUGCAUCAUCCAUCAUUUUUUCAAGCCGAAAAAAAUUAUAAUCGUCAGUCGACCGGACCGUCAUGUUAUUUUAACCGGUUUCCUUCAGUGCUUAGUCCGUCAUUACAUUUUUAUUUUGUUUUUUGUAUUUUCCUUCAAUUCGUCAACAGUCAGCAAAAAGGGCAUCCGUCAUGGAUGGACUGACGGACCUUCCGUCAGUACUGACAAAACACCUACCUUUGUGGUUCGGCGGAAUUAUUGUAAAACAACAACCGACUUGUGAACCAGGCCUGGACAAAAAUGAUGGUACACUUUAACUUAUUUUAUUACAUAAACAUUUGAGGCAGUUACUGCAAUCAAACAAUUUUUCUAACUUUCAAAGAGAUUUAUGCCGCUCUCACAAGGUAUUUUGGCACACUCUUCAUAAGCAAACUGCUCCAGUUGUCCCAGGUUUGAAACGUGCUGUCUCCAGCGGCAUGUUUCAGCUCCUGUCACAGCUGUUCCAUUGAAUUUCGAUCAAGACACAUAGAAACCAAAUAAGAAUAGUCCAAUGUUUUGCUCUAGAUUGUUUUUGAAGCUAUGUUUUGGGUCUUUGUCCUCUUGCAACACUUGUGACCUGCGAUGGAGACUACGAUUACUGACACCUUGAGAUUUCAUUGCACACUGUACAGAUUCAAGACACCCAGUGCAGAUGUGGCAGAUCAGCCCCAGAACUAGAACAGAGUGUUCUGCAUGUUUCAUAACAGGCACACUGUUUUUUUCUUGGCAUGUCUCAUUUGUGAGUCUGUGAACACUGAACACACAGCUGAAGUGCCUUGCCAAAAAGUUCUAGUUUUGUCCCAUCUGUCCAAUGGACAUUGUCCCAGAAGCUUUGGGGAUUGUCAACCUACAGUUGUUGUUGUUGUUGUUGUUUUGGUGAUUCAUUUUCAACAGCUUUUUCCUCCUUGGUCAUCUCCCACAAAGUUCACUUUGGCUCAGAAACGACGGAGGGUGUACUCUGACGCUGACUUACCUUGAACCUAGAGUUUACUUUUACUGUAAUUUCUUUGGGGUUUGUUCUGGGCUCUUAUUUCACAAUUUGUAUUCUCUUCAAUAUGUCAUUGAUUUUUCUUCUGGAGCCGGUUCCAGGGAGUUUGGCUACAGUCCCGUGGACCUUAAAUUUCUGAAUAACACGUGCAGCUUCAGGAACACCAAGCUGCUUGGGGGUGAUCUUGUACAAUUAAUGUGUUUGUCUAUAAUUUUGUUUCUGUUUACCUUCGCUUCAUUUGGUCCUUGUUUAGUGUGUUUACAAACCAUGUCACCAAACAGCACAGGGACUACUUGUCACCCUUAAUAUAAGCCUAAAAUUGUAAUUAGUGGACACUUAUUAGUUGAACAUUUCCCUCUUGUCAAAUUCUUUUCGAGGGGUCUUAUCAUUUAUUUUCAGUUCUGUCAAUUAGUUUUUUUUCAAACACAGUGAUUCUAUUAAACUAUAAAUUGAACAUCUGAUUCUCAUUAGUUAAUUUUCAUAGUUUUUUUCAUUUAUUUAUUAUUAUUAUUAUAUUAUUAUUAUUAUGAUUAGUCGUAGUAGUUUUCUUUCAUUAACAGAUGGAUGGAUAACAAUUUUGCUCCCGUGUGUACAUGAUCAAAAAAUGCCUGUAAGGUGUGGACUAAAUGUAAAUAUAAAAGUAUAUAUGCUUGA
This is a messenger RNA of Hippocampus zosterae (dwarf seahorse), 4041 nucleotides long. Its product is annotated as protein tyrosine phosphatase type IVA 3-like. Gene Ontology annotation, cellular component: nucleus. The transcript has 7 exons. Bases 1083 to 1598 code for a protein of 171 amino acids. Gene Ontology annotation, molecular function: protein tyrosine phosphatase activity. Gene Ontology annotation, biological process: protein dephosphorylation. NCBI's taxonomy places the organism in Eukaryota, Metazoa, Chordata, Actinopteri, Syngnathiformes, Syngnathidae. The record is from RefSeq and is a predicted model, not a curated record.